Molecule: messenger RNA, 2278 nt
Organism: Hyphopichia burtonii NRRL Y-1933
Lineage: Eukaryota; Fungi; Ascomycota; Pichiomycetes; Serinales; Debaryomycetaceae
Gene: BMT4
Product: Bmt4p
Exons: 1
Coding region: 27-2192 (721 amino acids)
Molecular function (GO): mannosyltransferase activity
Source: RefSeq, a predicted model, not a curated record
AUCUUCUUUCCGAUUUCUCUAGCAACAUGAUCAAGUACUUACCGGCUGUUCCCAAUAAACGCAGGUUUCAUUACCUUGUAUUUGGGAUCCUUUUAGUUUUCACUAUCAUUAGUGUGAAUAACUACACGGGGAUUCAUGAAACGGUUAUUGACAAGAUCAAUACCAAUUAUAGUUAUUAUUCAAGUCAAAAGGCUAAACCAGGAGUGAGUCUGGUGAAACUGUUGAGCUAUUACCCUUCAAAUGAUACGAAUAUCAUUUUCCCUCGUGAUUUUGAACAUUCGACCUAUAAAGAUUUGAAAGACUAUUUCAACGAAUACUUUGCUAGUUCUAGCAUUAAAGAAGAGGUUGAACAUGUUUUCAAAUAUAGAGGGUCUUCGUCUGCAUUGACCAAGAAAAUCAAAAAUGAAGAUUAUAAACCAUAUAACUUAUCGAUGUAUGACUCGGUUAAGGAUUUGAAAUCGGAUCUCAAUCAAUGUUCCAGUUUGAGUAAAGACGUUCAAUUGGAAAUUUCUCCCUAUACAAAAUUCGACGAUGGUAUGGAACAGAUGGUGAGGAUUCUUAUUAACCAGUUACAAAAUGAUGAUGCUUUUAGAGAAUUGCAACCUUUUUUCAAAAAUGACUUACAAAAACAAAUUGAUGAAAAAACUAUUGAAAAACAUUGGUUUAAAUUUGCUGGAACCUCGGUUUGGUUGGAACAAUACGGGGUCCAUUUUAUGAUCAGUAGAGCCUUGUAUAGUUCUAUUGGCUAUAAAAAAGCUCCUAACUUGAGUUUAACUUAUGCUCAAAUCUUUGAUGAAAAUUGGAAUGAAUUAAAAGACGUUGAAUUGAUUAUUCCAACCGUUAAUCCAGGGGGAAAUCAUGAACAAGUUUAUAAAAAUAUGAAAUUUCCAAAUUUCUUACCAAUUCCCUUUUAUCACGAUACAAAGUAUACCAGGAAAAGAUUCUACGGUCCAGAAGAUCCAAGAAUCUUGUUGACCAAAAAUGAAUAUGGCAUUGAAGAACCCUUGAUCAUUUUCAAUGCUUAUCAUCGGGUUUUAAAUAGAAAACAAAGUAUUACCGAACAAGAAAUGAAAUUGAAGUUUAAUUAUUACCGUUCAAUGUUUAUUAGUUGGCCGUUCCAAUUUCAAAUGGGUAAAACUAACCUUAAUGGAUUUUCAGACCCUAAAUAUGAUAACUUGGUUUAUAAUAAAGUUGUUGAAUUAAGAAGAGAAAAUUCUGAUCGAUUAGAAGUUCAAAAAAAUUGGACCCCUUUUAUCAGUAUUAAAGAUCGUUUACAAAAUCAUAACGAUCAUGAUAAAUUUGUUUAUUUCAUUUACCGCUGGUCAAAUUUGGAAAUUUUAAAAUGUCCUUUGACUAACUUCAAUGAUAAUGAUGAAAGUAUUUGUACUUUUGACUAUAAACGUAGUGCUAAAAUUGAUGCUAAUACCGAUGUUGGUCCUUUAAGAGGUGGUACUGAAAUGAUUAGCCUUAAUCAAUUAUUACCUUCUAAAUUUGCAGAUAUUAAUUCGAAUCAUGAGAUUUGGAUUGGGUUUGCUAGAGCUCAUAUUAAAGCUUGUGGUUGUGGUAAAGAUAUGUAUCGUCCAAACUUGGCGGUCUUGUCUAGAGAAGAAGAUGAUUUCAAAAUUAGUCAAUUAAGUUCUUUCACUUCUUUUAAUAUUCCAGUGGAUGGUUGGACUAUACCUGAAGUCCAAUGUGCUCCAAAAGAUCCAAAUGCUUUAAUUCCAAAUGGUAUUAGCUCCUGGGUCGCUAAAGGCUUUACUGAUCGUAAAGGUAAACCUAUCAUUGAAGAUUAUUUAACUUUAUCUUUAUCGGUUGCUGAUGCUACUAUUCAUACUAUUCAUAUCAAAAAUUUAUUGAAAGGUUUGAUGGAAUCCACCAGCUUUAUGGAUUUCAAUAAAGCUGUUGGUUAUACCGAUGAUGUAGUUGAUUGUUCUUUAAAGAGCUCAGUACAAUUUUGUUCUGAUUAUGGUGAUGAACAACAAAAAUUGGGUACUCAUUGGCAGCCACCUCCACCUCCACCGCCUGCCAAUCAAAUGGAUCCUAAUAAGGGUGGUGAUGGUAAUAAUGAUAAUAAGAACAAUGAAGACAAGAACAACAGUGAUGAUAAGAACAAUAGUGACCAUAAUGACAAUAAUGAAAGUAACCAAAAUAUCAAAAUUCUGGAAAAUCUGGAUCAAAAGUCCAAUAAUUAAUCAAUUAAUUUAGUUUGAUUUUCACUUUCAAUUCUUCCAUCCUCAUUUAUAGACUUUGCUUUGUAUUUAAUACUUUAUAGACCGGU